Cajanus cajan (pigeon pea) is the source of this 1598-nucleotide messenger RNA. Lineage: Eukaryota; Viridiplantae; Streptophyta; Magnoliopsida; Fabales; Fabaceae. The record is from RefSeq and is a predicted model, not a curated record.
UUACAAUUUCUUCUUUUGCAGUCCUUCUGCUCUCCUCUGCAAAAUAAUAUCCUCGCCGAGUUAUUUCCUACCCACAACACCCUCGUGUUCUUCUCUCUUAUCUCUCUGUUUCUCAUCGUGCUCUAUCUUUCUCUUCUCUCUGGAGGACGAACUCCAACUCCUCACGUGCCAACUUCUCUCCCACCACCUUCAUUGCUCUCCUCAAGAACCAGUUUCUCGAGCUCGGAGAGCGUGGUGUUGUUGUUCUUUCUCCUUUUCCCAAUCUAGUUUCUCUCUCUGCAUUGUUGGGCAUAAUAUGAAUGUGUUUAACACAUCAGUUUUAGGUAUUUAGCCAUAAGGACGCAUCACUCACUCAGAUACUAACCCUUCCCCACCUCAAUGCUUUUUCAUCGCUGAUCAAACAUUGAACCCUAGCAUUUGAAGGGUUAGUACUUGAAGUCACCAUUCUUGCAGUCAAUACUAUCUAUUCCUUUUGGACUGAGUAGAAGAGAUGGUGAGGCUCACUGCUGACUUAAUAUGGAAAAGUCCUCAUUUCUACAAUGCAAUUAAAGAGCGUGAGUUAGAUCUUCGAGGUAACAAGAUAGCUGUAAUUGAAAACUUAGGUGCUACUGAGGACCAAUUUGACACCAUAGAUUUAUCUGACAAUGAGAUUGUCAAACUGGAAAAUGUGCCACAUCUUAACCGCUUGGGUACAAUGCUUAUUAAUAACAAUAGGGUUACUAGAAUUAAUCCCAACAUUGGAGAGUUUUUGCCUAAAUUACACACACUAAUUCUCACAAACAACAGAAUUGUGAACUUGGUAGAAAUUGAUCCUUUAGCAUCCCUUCCAAAGCUGCAGUUCCUUAGUCUGCUAGACAACAAUAUUACAAAGAAAGCAAAUUACAGACUUUAUGUUAUUAACAAGCUGAAAUCCCUCCGGGUUUUAGAUUUCAAGAAAGUGAAAAAUAAGGAGCGAUUGGAAGCCAAAAACUUGUUUGACUCAAAAGAAGUUAUUGAAGAAAUUCAAAGGACCCCAGCAAAAUCACUUUCACUUGGUGAAACUCCAAAUGUUUCAGAAGCAACUGAGGAACAACAAACACCUAAAGGGGUUGCUCCCACACCUGAGCAAAUUAUUGCUAUUAAGGCUGCCAUUGUCAAUUCUCAGACACUUGAAGAGGUUGCUAGACUUGAAAAGGCAUUGAAGUCUGGCCAGCUUCCUGAAGAUUUAAAGAGCUUGAAUGAUAAUAUAAUGUUGGAUAAUGUUGAUGAUAAACAUGGGGAUGUGGUUCAUGAUGAUAAAGGUCAAGAUGAUGGUGAAUCUAAUAAUACACGAGAAGAGAUUCUUGUUACCUGCCUUUUCUUUGUUUGGCCAUCACCUGUGCAACCAUAUUUCAGCACAUGGCGGUGCAUACAUGAUACAUGUGGUCCCUUUACAGGCUUGAGUCUGUUUCAGCCUUUCAAGCCAUGCCUGCUACCUUUUACCUCAAUCUCAUCACCCCAAGGAUCUGUUUCAGGCCAUACCCUGUUUGAGUCCCUGUUUCUUGUUAUUUCUGUUUUGACUUUGAAUUUGGGGCUAUGGACCAAGCAGAGCAUCUUUUUUAUAUAAAGAUUAGCACAUU